Brachypodium distachyon (stiff brome) is the source of this 720-nucleotide messenger RNA. RefSeq lists its product as uncharacterized. NCBI's taxonomy places the organism in Eukaryota, Viridiplantae, Streptophyta, Magnoliopsida, Poales, Poaceae. The coding region runs from base 95 to 529 and encodes 144 amino acids. The record is from RefSeq and is a predicted model, not a curated record. The transcript has a single exon.
CUCACUUACCACAUUCCACCACAGCCUCGAUCAUUCACAGCAAUACCACCUCCACUUCACGACAUCAAUUGAUCGUCCCAGCACAGCAGCUGACAUGGCAUCCCAAGUCGUCGAGGCCCACCGCGCCGCGGCAGCGAUCGUGCGCGGCGACGACGCGGCCUGCAGGAAGAAGUCGGUGGAGGCGUUGGAGGAGCUGGGCCUGCCCACAGGGAUCCUUCCCCUCGAGGACUUGGAGGAGUUCGGGUACAACCGUGAGGCCGGCUUCAUGUGGCUGGUGCAGAGGAAGAAGAAGGAGCACACCUUCAAGAAGGUCAAGCAGACUGUCUCCUACGCCACCGAGGUCACCGCCUUCGUCGAGCCGGGGAAGCUCAAGAAGAUCGUUGGCGUCAAGACCAAGGAGCUCUUCAUCUGGCUCUCCGUCGUGGAGGUGUACGUCGAGGCGUCGGCUCCCGGCAAGGUCACCUUCAAGACCGGCGCCGCGGGGCUCUCUGAGACCUUUGAUGCGGCUGCCUUCGCCCUGGGAGAGUGAGGAUAUAUCGGAAGGAGGCAUAUGUCUGCGUUGUUCUGCCCGGUGUGAAUGCAGUGUUCUUCAGUCAGUAGUCACGAGUUAAUUCUGCUGCAGAUGCAGAAGCUUUGUGCCUGGUGUUAGCUCUUGUGAUGCUUGUAAGCUCUUUUUCCUGUUCCUUUUUUGAAUGAAUAAGAUCUCAGUUCCUAAAAAAA